AAUUGAAAAUGGAUUGUACAUUAUUAACUUUCAAUUUACUUAAUAUUUACCGAAUUAUAUAUUCUAUAUAAUUAUUAGAGUAAAUUAAAGAAUUGUAUCGAAGUAUUGUAUUUUUAAUAUUUCUAUUAAUUGAUCGAAUCAAUAUGGCUGUUCGUAGUAUACACAUGUAAGUUUUCUUUCGAUAAAGUGUAGAACCGCCUACAAUUGAACGUUUUAAUAGUAUUUUUUAUCGAAAACAAAGCUCCUUGUAUCAGAUAAAUAUCUUUUUCCUUUAAACAUGGCUGGAAAUGUACAAGUGUUAGAAGGAUUUAUAUGUCCUAUAUGCAUGCUCGAUUUUAAAGCACCAGAUCAGUUACUUAAACACUUCGAAGAAUGUCAUAAUGAUGAUUCAGAGUUUCUUAAAUGUUUUAAAGAUUUAAUUGACAGGGCUAAGAAAAAAAUUUUAAAACAAGAUGAAAUACCAGAAGUUUUUGCCUGUGCAACAAAUAACGAAGAACACAAGUUAGAAAUCAGCAGGGAACAACAAGAAACAGGUGUAACUAAAUCGCACACGAAAUAUUUCAAAGAAAUAAGACACAAGAGAUUAGAACGUUAUGCAUCAGAAACAAACAAAUUACUAAUAAGAUUGAAUAAACUAUUAAAUAAUUUGCCAUCUGAUCCAGUCAGUAGAAAAAGACACGAACAAGAUAUAGUGCCAUGGAUAGAUGAAAGAGAUGUCAAGUUGUGUCCUACUUGUGCUAAAAGCUUUAAUGUUGCUAGAAGAAAACAUCAUUGUAGACUUUGUGGAGCUAUCAUGUGUAAUAAUUGUACUCUUCAUUUGUCACUAUUGGAUGCUCGAAAAAUGAUAAGUCCUGUUUCUAUACAGGAUGAUUCUGCUGUUUCUCCAACAUCCUCUGUAAAAGAUUUUUCAAAACGUGUAUUAAACGCAGGUAUAGGACUUACAAAAUUGGCAAGAUCUCCAUCAAGUAGUAGCUUGAAUAGCGUUUUGGCUUUAGUCAACGAUUCUACUAGUACAGAACAGUACUUUAAAAUCUGUACGCAUUGUAUGAAUUUACUUGAUGCUAAAGAAAAGCAGAAAGAAAAACGAUUUCAUAAACCAAUAGUAUGCCAAUUUUAUCAAAAAAUGAAAUCACACAUGGAAGAAACUACACAGAUACUGGCAAUGUAUAAUAAAAUGAGCGAAUCUUUGAGAGAAGGAGAGUCUACUUAUGACUUACAAGAUGCUCAAACAUUACGUCUUAAGAUUGCAAAAUUGGGCGAAAAUAUAGAUACAAUUAGUAAAACAAUUUUAGUUCUUGGUACAAGAGAUGUGGAAAAUUCACCUCAAGGGCAAGAACUUAGAUUGCAUCAAAUGGUUAGGACGAGUGCAAUGAUAUUUUUAAGAGAACAAUUACUAUCGAUACAAUCGUUGCCUUCGAUAGAAGAAUAUGCUACAUUACAAAAAGAACGUCAAGAACGAAUAGAACGUAAGGCUGAUUAUGAACAGAGAUUGCAAGAACAGAGGUGGAAAUCGAAAGAACAGUAUAAGAAAGACACCCGAAACUUGGAAAGUUAUCUACUUGUAAAAGAAAACCAACAAGAAAAGGUUUUGGAACAAGGUUGGAGUCCAUCUAAUAAUACUCCUAUGAUGUCUUCUUCUAUGAAUCCGUUCAUUGAACAAAUGAAUAAUUUAAGGACAUAUAUAAAACAAGCUAAAGCAGAUGGUAAAUUUGAUGAAGCAUCUAUUCUAGAAAGUAAUCUUAAAGAAUUGCAAAGUUUCUAUUUUGUUACAAAGGAAAGUAAUAAUACCGAAUAAUAAAGAAAACCUAUAACGUUCCUACGACAAACUUUGAAGUAAUCCUCUAUGUGAUGUGUUUUAUAUAUUAUGCAUUGUUCGUUACAUUAGUAAAGUAAAAUAUACGUAAUAUGAAAGAAUCGUGCUUCAAAUAAUUAAAGUGAUUGGAAACAUAUUAACCUGAUAAUUGGAGAAGUCGAAUUAACUCCUCACGAAGAUUUAACUCGCUUCUCAUGACUAAAGAAUAAAUAAAUCAUUUGCGUUUCUCAUUUUUAUUAAGAAAGCAUUCUGCUUUCAUCUAUACUUAUUUUUAUUUCAUCGAUUGAAAAUCUCUUCGUUAACAAGUUAAUCUUCAUCAAACUCUAAUUUAUGAAGUUCGUGAUUUUGCUAAUUGAUAAUGAAUAAUUGUAUUGUAUUUCUUACUUUUGGAAUAUAUAGGAUAUGUAUAAUGUGUUAUUGUAGUAAUCUAUCAUGAUAUAUUUAAUAAUGCACAUGCAAGUAUAUAAAAUAUAUACGAAAAUUUAAUUAACGUACACGCGCACGCGUGCGCGCGCGCACACACACACAUACACAUGUAUUUAUAUAAAUCUCUUCCCUCUUCCACGCUCUCCCUCUUUCUCUCUUUCCGUAUAACAAGAAAUAUAAUUUUAAAAAAUUUCAGUAUAUAUUAAAAAAGUAUAUAACAAUCGAUGCAUUCCAAUUUAUAUAUUCGUAAUACUUCCAAGAAAUCAUAUAAAAUUAAAAAAGAUAUCAGUCUUAAAGUUUAGCUUUUAAGCUAAUCAUUAAUUUUUCCAAUUUCAUAGCUUUUUGAAGAUUACCACUGAUCUUCAAUUUUCCUGUCAUAAAUGCGGUUGUUGGUUUUAGUUUACC
Vespula vulgaris is the source of this 2644-nucleotide messenger RNA. RefSeq names its product rabenosyn-5 (gene Rbsn-5). Gene Ontology annotation, molecular function: metal ion binding. NCBI's taxonomy places the organism in Eukaryota, Metazoa, Arthropoda, Insecta, Hymenoptera, Vespidae. The transcript is spliced from 7 exons. The record is from RefSeq and is a predicted model, not a curated record. Bases 278 to 1795 code for a protein of 505 amino acids.